GGGGUUGCAUAGUAGUGAAGAGGUGGUUGAGCCGUUAUGGGCGUUGAUAGACGGGUGUAUUGCAAGCCCUCUACCUUCUGUUUACUUCUCUCCACUAUCAAUUGCCACUCACUUCAAUUGCAGUUUCUUCUCAUAUACGAGUGAUCCCUCGAGCAACGGCGCCUGCCAGAUCCAUCAAUGACCCUGCGGAAGGAGUACGAAUGCGAGCAUUUCACCCUCUUUCAUCCUCCAUCCACCUCUUUUCCACGGCAUGUCCAAGUCGCAUCUUAGAAACAUUGCGCACGCCACACAAAUCCCAAUCCGCAAACAUGCUCGCCCGCUCGCACAGCACAAACACCACCCGCCUCCACCGAGCCAAAUCCAGCUCAUCAACGCACACCGAUCCCUUCUUGAGCCGACAGCAAGCUGAACACGCCGCCGUUGAAGCCUACCAACGAGCCCGGCAGCAAGGAGACGAGCCGCAUGUCUCCCCUGCCGCUUAUCGGCCUGCGCCGCGGAGGUUGGAGCGCAGACGAAGUCAGAUUACGGGCAAGACGGAGGGGAGCCAUUUCGAGGAGGCUAGGCUUGGUCGACGGAAGUCAGGGCAUGCGGGGAAGAAAGAUCACGCUUCUGCUGUGGUUUCGUCUUCUGCUUCUGCGUCUUUGAAGACGGGAUUCGGAGGGGUUGGACCACGUGAGAAGCGAGAUAGUGUUGUUAAUGUCGAUGGUGGGAGUGAAGAGGUUGUUGUCACUCGGAGGCGGUCGGUGAUUCAACCGUCAGCGAGGAUAGCUCCUGAAGCUGGUGGGAAUCACUCUUUGCCUCCGUCGUCAACGCGAGUGCAGCGAAAAGCGCAGACGGAGUACUCUGACGGCAGUCCGCUUCCGCGUCACCAUGGCCGACAUCAUCCGCCUACCUUGCAAUGUCGGCCUUCUCCCCAUGGCGGGUAUAGCGACAACCUCGUCGGUCUCACAGAUUUCGGCCACUGUGUGGAAGCCGUGAAAGCCCACACCACGUCUGAUCCAAUCAUUCCACUGACCUCCGAGGAGCUGGCUUUGGAACGAGACAAGAUCUUCCAGGACUUCCAUCGAAGGACCAAGCUACGAGAGCGGACGUCGUUCAUCCUCGCUCCAUUUCAAAAGCGUCAAGGAUCCAGCAUCGGCAAGGGGGGUUUGAGUGGUUACGAUACCAAACUGCCGCCGUUCAAUUUUGCCGAUGAUGGCGCACCCCCGCUGCCCUCUUCUUCACCACCGCCUGUUCCACACACGGAGAUUGCGGUAGACAGGAAGAAACGCAGCUUCUCCAACUCCCUCAAAGGCCAUUUCAUGAAGGUGUUCAGAAAGCCGUCUCGCAUCCCCAGUGGACUGCCAGCCCAACACGUCGAGGGGAGGCACUUCCACUUGAAGACCGAGAUCAUCUCUUCUUCUGAAAGGUCAUCCGAAGUGGAAGAGGCCACGGAUCCGUUUGCAACAUUCAGCCAGCAACUGUACCAAGCACCUACACCAGACGUACCAGUCGGAAGUGGAUCCAGCCGGACUGCCUCGACCGCUGCUGGCACAUGGAGUACUCGCAACGGGACCGACUUUGGGAGUGUGCUUGGUGAGAGCACUCAGCUAAGACGAAGCGACAGCGUAUCGACGCUCCGCAAAGCAUCGUCGUUCUUGAAUCACUCCGUGAAGAGUCGGCUUCGUCGACCGAGUCAGGCGGACUUGCUGGCCUCGGAGGAGAGUGCCGGCUUAUUCUCUGCUUUACAGGAGCGUAUGCAACCGUCAGAAGAUCCCAUGGACCGGGAUGAGGAACCCACGCCUAUGAAGCCAGGCUCGGCGAUUGCUACUCUUCCAUCCCAGCAAAAGGUACACUCCCACUCAUCACGGCUAGGUCGUUGGGCAGCUCCGACGAUCCGCCCCGUCAGUCCAGAUAGACAACCGUCGAAGCUCCACAUUCCUUCGCCAGUAGCAGAAGUGCUGAGUCCGGAUGCGGCACCGCGGUCAUACACUAAGACGAGUGGAGCUCAAGACGAUGGACAGACGGAUUCCACACCACGCAGCCAGUUGCAGCGACGACCAGCGAUGAAAGCUUCUACUCCAUCCCAAGAGCAAAUCGCCAGACGCGUCGAGCGAUCCCGAAAUAGAUGGCAAGGCCCGCUCGACGAAAUCUCGCCUCCCGCGCUGCGAACAAGGACGACGGCAAUGACAGAAGACAAUCCAUAUGUCCUUCGAUCAUUGAGCCAAGCGCUGCAGCAUCCUCAAGGGGUCCACGACUUGCCUCAUCACGCUGAAGUUGGUGUCUUACCAGCGUUGAGCCGUGAGAAGAUCCUCUCGCCCAGUAUUUACUCUCAGGGAUCGAACGAGUCAACGCCGCGUCAAGGUGCGCCGCUUGGCGAGGAAGGCAAGACCAAGGUGACGAUUACGAGCCGAGAGGUGAGGAGCUAUUCCAUAUCGCCUGCAAAGCGGGCGCCGGAUGGUCACCAACGUAGUCAAGGUAGUCAAGAUUGGCGACGUUGGCUGUCAAACGAAAUGAGUGCGUUAGAAGCUGGCUCGGGUGGCGAAGGGCUUUCGAUGCCGCAAAGCUUUCCAGAAAGUGGCGGUAUUGGAAGAGACGUUGAUCUCGGUGUCCCAGUCCCACCAAGCAUCGCUGUUUCUCAACGUUCCGCCUCGCAUGCCGCUUCUCUGGCACCCUGUGACGGCAUAGCCAACAAGCCCGAGGACAAGCCACCAACACUUUCGACCACCGACAUCACAGUACAACAACGCAAAGCAUACCAACCCAAGUCCGCUUUCGAACUACGCGCGAAAUACAAAAACAACCACUCACAGAGAGCAAGGCCGAUCGAGGUGCGGCGUAAACCUACCACCAUCAGCGACAACAUUCUAAGAGAAGACGUCUAUCUCCUCGAAGACACGACUAUCCAGAACAUCUCCGCAGGGCCAUACGCUUCUCAACAUGAGCAGCGACUCGCAUCGUCGGGCAACCAUGCCAGCGCGAACAAGGAGAACUCGCCAUUGGAGAGCGGCGGUGCUACAUUGCGGGCAACGUCGAGCUCGCAGUGGCUUGCAGCCGGUAGUGGCAAGCAGCAACAGCAGGCCAGGGCUGUGUCGAGGAAGCUCAUGACGACAGGCGACGGAGAUGAGAGGGCUGUGAAGCGCUCGCCUUCAUCUACGACGGCGUACGCUGGGACUAAGUCCGGGGCAGGAGAAGGAGCAGGAACAGGAGGCUCCUCGCCUGGCCAAAGACUUGUGACGAACUGGCUAGACGGGCGGAAGUCGAGAGAAGAUUCGCCGAUUUUCGUGUGACUUGUUAGUCAGGCAGUCGGGGUGUGUUGGAGUUGCGCUCUAUUUCUACGAUGAAGUGUAGUCGAGAUCGAGAGGAUUAGCCAAGCGCGGAACAAGGCCGACGUGGGCGCGCAAUUUGCCGACAUUAUGAGGUAAGCAGAAUCAAGAAUCAGCUAAUUGCCGCAAAACAUCCCUUCCCAAUCGCCAUAUCGGGGCGUAGCUACAUUGGGAGGAGAGGAUGUUUGUAAUACACGUAAGACGCAAAGGGCCAAGACGACGGGCAAUGACAUCAGACGAUGAUAAAAAUGGCGUGGUCGCCUCUCUGUUCAUCCAGCAACCGGCAUUUC
Messenger RNA from Neohortaea acidophila, 3595 nucleotides. RefSeq lists its product as uncharacterized. The coding region runs from base 201 to 3269 and encodes 1022 amino acids. The transcript has a single exon. The record is from RefSeq and is a predicted model, not a curated record. NCBI's taxonomy places the organism in Eukaryota, Fungi, Ascomycota, Dothideomycetes, Mycosphaerellales, Teratosphaeriaceae.